This is a messenger RNA of Solanum lycopersicum (tomato), 1151 nucleotides long. RefSeq names its product protein SRC2. Gene Ontology annotation, biological process: defense response. The record is from RefSeq and is a predicted model, not a curated record. Lineage: Eukaryota; Viridiplantae; Streptophyta; Magnoliopsida; Solanales; Solanaceae.
CAUUUGCUCAACAAACACAUAUCUAGAGUAUUUCGAAUUUUAUUUUAUUCUGUUAACGUGAAAAUGGGAUCACGUUACGAAGUUGAAGUAAAAAUAACUUCAGCCAAAGAUUUGAAGAACAUCAACUGGCGUUACGGUCCACUCAAACCAUACGCAGUUGUCUGGGUUGAUCCUAAUGCUAAAUGCUCCACUAGAGUCGAUGAAGAUGGUGAUACUUCCCCUUAUUGGAACGAUAAACUUGUGAUUCCUUUGUAUUCUCCCAUUGAUGAAUCCGUAUUGUAUAUCGAUAUGGUUCACGCUGUUGGCGCUGAAGAGGACACAAAGCCUCUUAUCGGAUCCGCUAAGAUUCCUCUUAGCGAAGUCGUAGAGGAGGCUGGGGUAGGCGGUGAGGUGGAGCGUACGCUCCAACUCAAACGCCCUUCUGGCCGUCCUCAAGGGAAGGUAAAAGUACAGGUUACCGUACGCGACCCACGCUAUCGUGCGCGGGAUGCCUAUUACGCACCUCCGUACGGUGUGCCCCCUCCGGCCCAGCCUUAUAAUUAUGGGGCCCCAAUUCUGCCUUACGGGCAGCCGGGUGUGGGUAAUUACGGUCAGGCAGGUGGUGUUUAUGGUUACGAAGAGGAGAAGAAGAAGAGUAAAUUUGGCAUGGGGACAGGAUUGGCAGUGGGUGCAGUAGCGGGGGUAUUGGGUGGAGUGGCGAUAGCAGAGGGUAUUGAUCACUUGGAGAAUAGUAUCGCGGAAGAUGCGGCGGAGAAAGUGGAGGAAGAUCUCGCCGACGACGAUGGUGAUUACGGCGAUGAUGACUUUUAAUUAAGCUACCGUUAAGUAAUAUUCUUACAGUAUUUUUUACGCCCAAUAAAGUCAGUGAGUGAGUAGGAGCUAUUGUGAAAAAGGAAGAAGGGAAUAAGCUUAUAUUUUCUAGUAAAUCAUUAAUAUUGGCUUCUCACAAAGCAAAGAAAAAAAUUUGGAUACUAUUAUUUAAUGAUAGAUUUUAACUCGAUCGAAUAUAUCCAAUGUUAUAGAGAAAAGUUGUUCGAGAUAUAUAUUUUUGAGUGUUUGAAAAAGUUUAUUUGUAUCGAUAUUUAUAUCAACUCAAUGUAAUUUUUAUUAUUAUGCGAUUUAAUAAAGUAAAAUAAUCAAUAAGUUUCACC